GGCUGUGCCCCAGCCCAGCAGCUCAGACGCGGUCGCACCCUCGUGGACGGUACAGGCGGCAGCGAACUAGAGCCCGCGUCGCAGUUCGCAGCCACGUAGAGGCCGGGCGAGCCCGGGCACCGGGACCCAGCCCAGGCUCGGCGAGCAGCUCUGCGCGCGGCUGGGGUCAUGGUAUACUGAAAAAGCACUCGAGAAAUCUGGGGGGAGCUGGAAACUAUCAAGUUAUUGAGGCCACACAGGGGGCAGAAGAGACAGAGCACGCGGGCCUCUCACUGUUGUGGCCUCUCCCGUUGCGGAGCACAGGCUCAGCGGCCAUGGCUCACGGGCCCAGCCGCUCCGCGGCAUGUGGGAUCUUCCCGGACCAGGGCACGAACCCGUGUCCCCUGCAUCGGCAGGCAGACUCUCAACCACUGCACCACCAGGGAAGCCUGUAGAGAUGUUGCUAUGAGGACAGAUUCAUCAAAAAUGACGGAUGUGGAGCCUAUGGUCAACAAUUUUGCAUCAUCAGCAAGGGCAGGCCGCCGGAAUGCUCUACCAGACAUCCAGGGUUCAGCUGCCACGGGUGGAACCUCGGAGUUGCCCCUCAAACCGGAAGUCCUCUCCGUGAAGGAAGAUGUGAAAAAGAAAGAUAAAGAAACAGCACAAGACCAAUUGGAAAAGCCCAAAGAUGAAGGAAAAUGAAGGCUCAUUACCUAUCAAAAGUGCUGAAUUUCUGCACCUUGAAAGACUUAGUGGCUCUGCUUUCCUGAGACGUUUGAUCUGGUAGUAACUAUGGUAACAUUGCUGCCCUAAGCAACGUGUGUGUACUAGAUAAUUUUGUUGUGACACUGCUCACUUGGAUUGCAACCGUGAUGUCCAGUGUAGGUUAUUAAAAGGCAGAUUACUACCGAAUUGCACCCAAGAGAGAGGUUAAGAAUGCAUGGUCACUUAAAUACACAUCAUUGUCAAUAAACCCAACAAACUCCAACGUUCUCUUUUGGAUUUCUUUAGCCAGAUAUAUUUUUAAUUCCAUUUUUAUGGUGAUGGGUAAACCACUUCUUGGUAAAUAGGAGCCAAACACUAUUAAUUUAAAACUUCAUGGGGUUUGUAGGAAAUUGUGGUUUUGGUGAGAAAGAAUGAUAGAAUAGUAAAAAAUGCAUCAGUAAAAGUAUGUUUGUUUUUAUCCAGAAAUGCACCCUUUUUUUCUCAAACCUUACAAAGAUUUGGAAAAGUAGUAAAAUUUGACAACUCAGACAUCUCUAGGAAGUUUUUGUUUGAUGUAUUUUGCUUCUAGUCUCUGCAUACUGAUUUUUCAUGUGGACUCUUAAAAUGGAAAAUUUGUGAUGAGUAGUUUAUAUGGAAUAUGCCUGUUAAAUGAAUCUCGCGAUCUUCCUUAACUUCAGUGUGUGUGUGUGCGCAUAUAUUU
Messenger RNA from Globicephala melas (long-finned pilot whale), 1405 nucleotides. RefSeq names its product cAMP-dependent protein kinase inhibitor beta (gene PKIB). Gene Ontology annotation, biological process: negative regulation of cAMP-dependent protein kinase activity. Lineage: Eukaryota; Metazoa; Chordata; Mammalia; Artiodactyla; Delphinidae. Gene Ontology annotation, molecular function: cAMP-dependent protein kinase inhibitor activity. The record is from RefSeq and is a predicted model, not a curated record. Gene Ontology annotation, cellular component: nucleus; cytoplasm.